GACCCAGGUAGGGACAAUGUCCCCUGCCAUUGCACUGGCAUUCCUGCCACUCGUGGUAACACUGCUGGUGAGAUACCGGCAUCAUUUCCGACUGCUGGUGCGUACAGUCCUGCUGAGAAGCUUUCGAGACUGCCUGUCAGGACUUCGAAUUGAGGAGCGGGCCUUCAGCUAUGUGAUCACCCACGCCCUGCCUGGAGACCCUGGUCACAUCCUCACAACUCUAGACCACUGGAGCAGCUGCUGCGAGUACCUGAGCCACAUGGGCCCUAUUAAAGGUCAGAUUCUGAUGCGGCUAGUGGAAGAGAAGGCCCCUGCUUGCGUGCUGGAGCUGGGCACCCACUGCGGAUACUCUACACUGCUUAUUGCCCGAGCCUUGCCCCCUGGGAGCCGACUUCUCACCGUGGAGCGGGACUCACGGACAGCAGCAGUGGCUGAAAAAGUCAUCCGGCUAGCUGGCUUCGAUGAGCAAAUGGUGGAGCUCAUUGCAGGCAGCUCAGAGGAAGUGAUCCCACGUCUAAGAGCUCAGCACCAGCUGAAUCGGGCAGAUCUGGUGCUCCUGGCACAUCGACCUCGAUAUUAUUUAAGAGAUCUGCAGCUACUGGAGGCCCAUGCUCUGCUCCCACAUGGUGCCACUGUAUUGGCUGAUCAUGUGCUUUUUCCUGGUGCACCCCGCUUCCUACAAUAUACCAAGAGCUGUGGUCGCUAUCGCUGCCGCCUCCACCACACCAGCCUCCCCGACUUCCCUGCCAUCAAGGAUGGCAUAGCCCAACUCACCUAUACUGGACCUGGCUGAGGUCCAGGACCUGGGAUCUUUACUAAUACAAGCCCAACCCCACUCGAGCAGACCUCAAAAUAUCCCCUUUCCCUUUCUGUUUAG
Messenger RNA from Rattus norvegicus (Norway rat), 877 nucleotides. RefSeq names its product transmembrane O-methyltransferase (gene Tomt). Lineage: Eukaryota; Metazoa; Chordata; Mammalia; Rodentia; Muridae. Gene Ontology annotation, molecular function: catechol O-methyltransferase activity; O-methyltransferase activity. The transcript is spliced from 3 exons. Gene Ontology annotation, cellular component: cytoplasm; endoplasmic reticulum. Bases 17 to 793 code for a protein of 258 amino acids. The record is from RefSeq and is marked provisional.